AGCGGCUCCCCAGUGUGCGAUCCUCCGGGAGCCAGAGCAGAGUUCCUCCGUGUGACACGCAGCCCUCCUGCCAACACCAUGGUGCAGUGGACAGCUGAGGAGAAGCAGCUCAUCACCGGCCUCUGGGGCAAGGUCAACGUCGCCGAGUGCGGUGGCGAGGCCCUGGCCAGGCUGCUGAUCGUCUACCCCUGGACCCAGAGGUUCUUCGCCUCCUUCGGGAACCUGUCCGGCGCCACCGCCAUCAUCGGUAACCCCAAGGUGCAAGCCCAUGGCAAGAAGGUGCUGACCUCCUUCGGGGAGGCCGUCAAGAACCUGGAUGGCAUCAAGAACACCUUCUCCCAGCUGUCUGAGCUGCACUGCGACAAGCUGCACGUGGACCCCGAGAACUUCAGGCUCCUGGGUGACAUCCUGGUCGUCGUCCUGGCCGGCCACUUCGGCAAGGACUUCACUCCCGAGUGCCAGGCUGCCUGGCAGAAGCUGGUGCGUGUGGUUGCCCACGCCCUGGCCCGCAAGUACCACUGAGGAGCCGCGGGAGCGCGGCAGCGCCGCACCCGCUGCCCAGCCAACCGCUUCUAACAGCCAAAUAAAGCUCGUCCUGUGAA
This is a messenger RNA of Serinus canaria (Common canary), 602 nucleotides long. Its product is annotated as hemoglobin subunit beta. Gene Ontology annotation, cellular component: hemoglobin complex; haptoglobin-hemoglobin complex; blood microparticle. NCBI's taxonomy places the organism in Eukaryota, Metazoa, Chordata, Aves, Passeriformes, Fringillidae. The transcript is spliced from 3 exons. The record is from RefSeq and is a predicted model, not a curated record. The coding region runs from base 79 to 522 and encodes 147 amino acids. Gene Ontology annotation, biological process: oxygen transport; hydrogen peroxide catabolic process. Gene Ontology annotation, molecular function: peroxidase activity; haptoglobin binding; oxygen carrier activity.